Penicillium daleae is the source of this 1230-nucleotide messenger RNA. RefSeq lists its product as uncharacterized. Gene Ontology annotation, molecular function: protein binding. The transcript is spliced from 2 exons. Lineage: Eukaryota; Fungi; Ascomycota; Eurotiomycetes; Eurotiales; Aspergillaceae. The coding region runs from base 1 to 1230 and encodes 409 amino acids. The record is from RefSeq and is a predicted model, not a curated record. Gene Ontology annotation, cellular component: TRAPP complex; Golgi apparatus.
AUGGAAAAACAUACACUUCCUCGGAACGACGGCCUCUCCUGUUCUUCUUUCCACGAACUAGACCCUCUGGCUCCAGAUGACCUGCCUGAAACUCUCGGCAAGGAUCUCUCAUUCCUCCUUCGCCAUAAUAUAUUUCAUCCUCUUUCACAUGUUGAUAUACCUCCACCGCUCCGCUCCGAGUUCCUUGUUCUAAACCCUGGCGAACCACUCUCAUCCUCCCUCGGUCUCCUGGAGAAGCUACUCUCCGAAGGUCGUUUUCUCGUCGCCGCACAGUUCGCCAGCUCUAUCCUGACGUCCUCCUUGAUCUCGCCUACGGAUAUCAGAUUGAUAUUCUCCUUGUUUUACACGCGCCUAGCUUGCCUGGAGUUAUGUGGGAACACAGUGCUGGCAGCCCAGGAGUCCAAGGCUCUGGAGGAUCUCAAUUCCACAUUCUACUACAUUGACUCCAGUUUCGACGACUCCGAGGUUGGUAAACAGCAUGAAAAGCCUUAUCCGCACCUUCCUCGCCACAUUGUGCCAUGGCCACUUCGAAUAUUGGCGGUGCGACUUCAGAGCAUUGGAUUCGGGGACUCCCGUAGGAGUAUUGGCGGCUUGUAUGAGAUUGGCCUGGAAGCACGAAGGGAAAUCAUGAAGAAAGAAAGCAGUGAGGCUGAACGAAAGAUUUGGAGAGAGAGACUGGCAGAUCUUGGGAUCCGAAGCGUCAAUGCACUGGUAGAAAUGGGCGACCUAGAUGCGGCGAAACGAUCACUCGAGGCUCUCCAGGCCUCAAAUGAGGAUACAGAGGCUAUGAAGCUAAGAAAGGCACUUCUGUUCUUGCGAAUAGGUGACCUUGAUGCCGCGGAACGAGCUUUUGGUGAUUCCCGCGAGUCGAAGGAGGCGGCUCUCUUGAAGCCGCUUCUGAGCAUGUCAGAAGGUCGCUAUCAAGACGCAGUAACUGAGUGGCGAGCUCUUUACGAGGACACACAAAGGUCAGAUAAUGCUCUCGUCGGGCAAAAUUUGGCCGUGUGUCUUCUAUAUUCUGGAAGACUGGACGAGGCCCGCCAGCUCCUAGAGGCCCAGGUCUCCGCCAGCCAGUCCUUUGGCAGCCUUAUUUUCAACCUUUCAACGGUCUAUGAGCUCUGUUCAGAUAGUGCUGGGAAACUGAAGGGGCAACUGGCUGCUACCAUCGCAGAGCAACCAGUAUCUGGCCAGACCAAUUUAGACCGGCCCAAUACUGACUUUAAGCUAUGA